Messenger RNA from Podarcis raffonei (Aeolian wall lizard), 4307 nucleotides. RefSeq names its product endoplasmic reticulum metallopeptidase 1 (gene ERMP1). The record is from RefSeq and is a predicted model, not a curated record. Gene Ontology annotation, molecular function: metalloexopeptidase activity. Gene Ontology annotation, biological process: proteolysis. Lineage: Eukaryota; Metazoa; Chordata; Lepidosauria; Squamata; Lacertidae. The transcript is spliced from 15 exons. Bases 90 to 2798 code for a protein of 902 amino acids.
UGGCCCCGGCCGGGCGCUUUUAGCCCUCCCGCCGUUGCCAUACUGCUGCUGCUGCUGCAAGCCCAAGCCAGGCACCCGGGGUCUCCACCAUGGAGCGCAGCUCGGCCGCCGUGGGUGCCGUGAGGCGCCUCCGCACGCAUCCUGCUCAGCAGCAGCAGCAGCAGCACCCUCGCCCAAACCAGCAGCAGCAGCCGCCGUGGCGCCCGGGCCAGGAGCCCGACGGACUGGACGGGAAGAAGCCGGCGGGCAGCCGGGGAGGAGGAGGAGCGAGGGGCCUCCCGCUGCUGCCGGAGGCGCGCACGGCCCUGCUGCUGCUGCUCUACUUGCUGGCGCUGCGCGGGAUCGCGCACCUCUCCCUGCGGAGGCUGGUGCAGCCGGCGGAGCGCCGCCCCGGCGAGGAUUUCAGCGCCCCGCGCGCCAGGACUUACCUAGAAAACAUUACUGCAAUUGGUCCCAGAGCAGUUGGAAGUCCGGAAAACGAAAUCUUCACAGUCAACUACCUCUUGGAACAAGUUAAAGCUAUUGAAACUCAAAGCAGUCAUGUCCAUACCAUCUCUGUCGAUAUCCAGAGGCCCACUGGCACCUUCAGUAUUGAUUUUCUUGGAGGCUUCACCAGUUACUAUGACAACAUUACUAAUGUCGUGGUCAAGCUGGAACCCAGGACUGGAGCAGAGCAUUCGGUGCUCUCCAACUGCCACUUUGACUCCGUACCACAUACUGUCGGGGCCAGCGAUGAUGCAGUCAGCUGUUCUGUGAUGCUCGAGAUACUGCACACCCUUUCUAAAUCACCCAAACCAUUGCAGCAUGCUGUCAUAUUCCUGUUUAAUGGUGCAGAAGAGAGUGUCUUGCAGGCUAGUCAUGGCUUCAUUACUCAGCACCCCUGGGCUAAAUCAGUUAGAGCAUUUAUUAAUCUGGAGGCUGCUGGAGUAGGAGGGAAAGAACUUGUGUUUCAGACAGGACCUGAAAACCCCUGGCUGGUGCAAGCAUAUAUCUCUGCUGCAAAGCACCCUUUUGGUUGUGUUGUGGCUCAGGAAGUGUUUCAGAGUGGCAUUAUCCCUGCAGAAACAGAUUUCCGCAUUUACAGAGAUUUCGGCAACAUUCCAGGGAUAGACCUGGCUUUCAUUGAAAAUGGUUACAUCUACCACACGAAGUACGACACAGCAGACCGAAUUCUGACAGAUUCUAUUCAGAGAGCAGGUGACAAUAUUUUGGGUGUGCUAAAGUACUUAGCGGAGUCGGACAAACUGGCCAAAUCUCAUGAAUAUCGACAUGGAAAUGUUGUCUUCUUUGACGUCUUUGGCAUGUUCGUUAUGUCCUACCCAGCUCGUGUCGGCUCCAUUAUGAACUAUAUCGUUACAGCCGUUGCGUUUCUUUAUCUGGGGAGAAAAACAUUGCAACUUAGAAAAAGAGUGAGUUAUCUGAAGGAACUUGCCAUCGCCUUUGGCUUCUCAGUCCUCAGUUGGCUUGCUGUCUUGAUUGGCGUCCUUAUCAUAGCCGUGUUCAUCUCUCUCCUCGGACGCUCCCUUUUCUGGUACACCCACUUCCAUGCCUCUGUUCUUCUGUAUGGAACUGCAGCUGUGGCUGGACUGAUUCUCUUGCAUACAUUAGCCAAGACAUUCUAUUACAAAAAUACAAGCGAACAGUUCCUGGGAGAGCUCUUCUUUGAUGUUCCAGUUGUUUUUUGGUCAGUUAUGUUGGCUUUGCUUACUUACCUAGGACAUUCCUCAGCAUUUGUCAGUGCAAUAUGGAUUGUGUUUCCGCUGCUCACAAAAUUAAUGACCUAUAAGGAACUGAAAGAAAAAGGUGCCACAAUGAAGUUUCUAGCAGUUUACCUCCUGGGAAUGUUUAUUCCACAUGUCUAUUCGUUAUACCUCAACUGGAUUAUAUUUGAAAUGUUAAUUCCCAUCUUGGGACGCAUUGGUUCAGAAAUUCCACCCGAUGUCGUCGUGGCUGCUUUUAUCGUUUUGGCGACGAUAUUUCUGUCUUCCUACUUUCUUAAAUUCAUCUACCUUGCCAAAAGUACAAAGAUGUCAAUAAUAACGUUAGCAACUGUUUCUGCAAUCAUGUUCGUCCUGGUUUGCAGUGGAAUCUUCUUCCCGUUCAGUUCAGAUUUUGCAAACCCCAGACCAAAGCGAAUCUUUCUUCAGCACAUGAGUCGAAGAUUUCAUAGCCUGGAUGGGCAGCUGGCGAAAAGUGAUUCUGGAAUAUGGAUUAAUGGGCUUGACUAUGGCGGGAUAUCUCAUAUCACUCCUCAUAUACCUGAACUCAACGAUUCCAUUAGAACAAAAUGCGAGGAAGAUGCACCUCUCUGUGGAUUUCCCUGGAUCCUUCCCGUGAACUAUUUAUUCAAGAAAAAUUGGUAUCUUCCUGCUCCAGCCAUCACUCCCAAGAAACCAGCUCACUUUCAGCUUCUUUCCAAAGAGCGAACGCCGUCAGAUUCUACAAAGUUCACCUUUGAAAUAACCGGUCCAAGUCACAUGUCAGUGUUUCUUCGGCCACAUGAAGGUUCAACACUGUCCAGGUGGUCUCUGGGAGAUGGAACUCCUCUUGCUAAUAAUGUAGGCAGAGAUUAUUUUAUAUAUUAUACACAUGGACUCCAGGCCUCGCCAUGGCGCUUCUGGAUAGAAAUGAAGGCUUCUGAAGAGCCCACUAAAGGAAUGGUCACCCUUUCUGUGGUUUCGCAGUAUUUAUUUGAAGAAGAUCACAAUUCUCCUCAGUUGCAGGCCUUAGCUGAAAGAUUUCCCAACUGGACUUUUACCUCAGGCUGGGUCUCCACCUAUGAUCAAUUUAUCUUUUAACCCAGAGAUAACACAAAGGUAAAUUGUUUCCCAUACAUUGGAUGCAGCUUUCGCUCAUAAGGAGUUGGGAAGAAUGAGUAUUGUUGACAAAAAAAACUGUGUAAAAUACUUCAGCCACAAAGGUAUUUCUAUGGCAGCUUGAAUAGGUAAAAGGGGGUGGGGGCAUGGGGAGAGAGAAGGAAACCUUUGUGGUUUUUAUGCAAAAUAUCACCUACUUGAAAGCUGCCUUUUAGGAAGUGGUUUUAGAGUUGCCGUCUUGGGCAUCUUGCAAUAAAAGGGGCUUUGCGCAGGCAUUCCAAGCACAAUGUAAAACCCUCCACAGGCUUUAAACAACCCGAGUUCUGCCUUCCAGUAACAUUUUGAUUCGUUAUGUUCUUAAUCGGCUAAAGUAAGGCUUUGGGUUGGAGACUUUUAAGACUGUACAUCAUGGAAGAUAAAAGAAGCGCCAGUCAUCGUUACAGUUCCAAAGUAUUGAUGCCCAUUUAGAACACCGUCUGUAAUCAAAGCUCUUUAAAUUCUUAACCGCAGAGACCUUGGCGAUUGCUAAUUCUUGCCUGCUCUGAUUUUACGGUUUUUCUUUCUAAAAACUUCUGUAUGUCCCUUUUGGGGCAUUGUACUGAUGCUCGACUGCAGUGUCUCUGAGUAGAAGUUGGACCAACCCCAAAAUGCGCUCACUUUUCUAUGGGGAUCAAGUGGAAUGAAGGCCAGGCUGUAUCGGAUGCAAGCGCACAGUGCUAUUGUCUCUUUGGACUUCUGAGCACUGAGCUAGCCACUUUCGCCUUUUGUAUGCAGGUGUCUUAUGUGUGUGUUGGGUUUUCAUUCUUGGCAAUACCAGCUAUUCAGCAGUUGUUAAAAGUGUCAAUAGUCAGUUCCUAUUCUUUAGUUGCUUUCUUGCAAGUUAAUAGAAACUACACAUUUCCACUGUGUUAUUGGAAGCUUGCAGGAAAUCAAGUUGCACAUGCUUAAAAUGUGCUCCUUUAAAAUAUAUUGAAUUGAGGAAACUCUUGUUCAGAGAGAUUUUGAACACAGUAUGCUCAUCUGUAAUUCCUUCCACUUAAGAUUACAUUGCUCUACCCCGUUUCUAUUGAACUCAAUGGGACUUGCUUUUGAAUAGGUACGUGUAGCAUUAAUGCUAUUCAUGUUUGGGAUUUUGCUAUUAAUGACUUCAGCUUCCAAAGCCCAAAUAUUUUAGUGCAUCAGGGGGAAGGAAACGUGUUCCAAAAGGAAACAUGUUGGGAAGAAUUUGCCUAGGAGGCUGAAAACAGCCCGCCAUGAAUUAGAAGCCAUUUGCAGGUGAAAUAAGCAAAACAUGAAGUGAUAUAAAAAAGAAAAUUAUUUGUUUCAGAUCCACACAGUAAUAACUUUGGACAGAAGGUUCAGGUCCCAUCAAACAGUUUUUUUGGGGGGAGGUUUUUAGUCAGAACAUAGAAAGCACUUCCAGUGGCAACCAAUAUAAAACCCUUUCCCAUUCCUGCCUCUUCUGCUUCAUUUGCAUAGUGAAGGAAGGGG